This is a messenger RNA of Ictalurus punctatus (channel catfish), 4367 nucleotides long. Its product is annotated as copper chaperone for superoxide dismutase. The transcript has 8 exons. Gene Ontology annotation, biological process: removal of superoxide radicals. Lineage: Eukaryota; Metazoa; Chordata; Actinopteri; Siluriformes; Ictaluridae. Gene Ontology annotation, molecular function: copper ion binding. The coding region runs from base 97 to 906 and encodes 269 amino acids. The record is from RefSeq and is a predicted model, not a curated record.
GAAGUCUGUGUGUUGUUUUGUCUCGGUUCAGUUGUUCAUUGCUUCACAGCAGAAGUGUGUCAGUGUGUGUGUGUGUGAGAGAGAGAAUCUGUUGCAAUGGAAACAAAUCGAGCUGCUAAAUUGGAGUUUGCGGUGCAGAUGAGCUGCGAAAGCUGCGUACGGGCCGUUAAAGGUGCACUCGAAAGACAGCCUGGCGUGCAGUCGGUGCAGGUGGACUUGGCUCGGGAGGAGGUUUUGGUCGAUACGUCACUUUCCACUCGAGAGGUUCAGGGUCUGAUUGAGAGCACGGGCAGGAGAGCUGUACUGAAGGGGAUCGGGGGAUCAGAACCAGAUCUGGGCGUGGCCGUGGCCAUGCUGAGCGGGGCGGGGCCGGUGCAGGGCGUGGUCCGCUUCCUGCAGAUAUCCGAGGAUCGUUGUUUGAUUGACGGCACGAUCGACGGCUUAGAGCCCGGUGCUCACGGCCUUCACGUGCAUGAACUCGGAGACCUCACACAGGACUGCCUGAGUUGUGGUGAGCACUUCAACCCGUUUGGGAAGCAGCACGGAGGCCCACAGGACACAGAAAGGCAUGUUGGAGAUUUGGGAAACGUGCAGGUGGGAGCAGACGGCAGAGCCACGUUCAGACUGGAGGACUCGCAGCUGAAGGUGUGGGACGUGAUUGGUCGAUCGCUGGUGGUGGACUCAGGAGAAGAUGAUCUGGGAAGAGGAAAUCACCCUCUGUCCAGACUAACAGGAAACUCGGGCGAGAGGCUGGCGUGUGGGAUCAUUGCUCGUUCUGCAGGACUCUUUCAGAACCCCAAACAGAUCUGCGCGUGCGAUGGAGUCACUCUGUGGGAGGAGAGAGAUCGUCCAAUAGCAGGCAAAGGACGCAAAAAAGUCACCGACACACCAGCUGCCAACUUAUGACCACGUGACCGCUCCUUGUACUAAUGAUACGUGAUAACAGAUUGCACUUAACCGAGAAGAGACUCUGAUAAGACCAGAGAGCUUGUUGAUGACUAAUCAGUACCUUUUAAACUUCCCAUGCAGGCGUUUCUGCUGGUGGUUUCUGUUUACUACCACAGCCAUGCACGUUCGAAUUCAGAUAAAACCGGUGUGCAGAAAAAGAGCCACAUCUGUCUCUGCAGUUCCUAUGCACUGAACUCCGCCCAUUAAAACACACAGCCUUCUCACAGCCGUAAGGGAUUACGCCCGCAGUUUUCAAUCUCAUCUUUAUUUACGUCCGUAGCGUACGUGGGAUUACCUCAGACAUGGGUUUGGACACAUUUCCCAAAGAAAAGAACUGAAAAACUUCACUUCAAACACACUUAAGAGAGUCUAAACACAGUAUUUUUGUAUUCCACCAAUAGACAUUUUAAUAUAUGUGGCUUUAUAGCACUAUAGGAACUAUAAGAGUCCAACGAGAGACAGACAUUUAUAUCAGAGUUUGAUCUCUAUGGACCAAAGCAGCUUACUACUUUUCAUAACAUUUUCUGGGUUCCAUGCGCCAUCAGCCCAGAUAUGACUCGUUAUUAUAUCACAUAAACACAAAGGAGCAUGAAUUCUUCGUAUUUUUCCGGGUUUUUAUUAUUAGAGAGAGGUUUACAAAUACCUGUGACAAGAAUUCACCAAGAAACCUUCUUGAUAAAUGUUUAUUAGUGGAAUUCAAUAACUGCCUUGCCAUGAUAACUGAGGGUGCGUCUCAAUCAGCUCUCUAGAUCAGCGAGUCGGCCAUUUUAAGUCGUCCUGUCUCAGUCAGCUCCCUAGUUCAGUAGUCAGGGCGCUGAUCAGGGAGUCGGCCAUUUUAAGUCGUUCUGUCUCAUCGCAAAAUCCAUCCAGUGCACUGGAACGUUCACUCCCUUAAAAAAUCCCACAAUGCACCGCAAAAACCAGGGCGCAUCGAUGCUCACUAUGUUCUCUUAUUGUAAACGACGUCAUGUUCUCUGAAGCCACUCGGCUCGAAAAGAAAUGUCGGACGAGCUCUCGGACGACUUCGUCUACAAAUGUAAGCAGCUUGUUAUCGUUGUUGUAGCUCUCAUGAUUACUUACGUUAGCUAUUUUUAAUUUUAUUUUACGUUCUAUACACAGUUUAUAUACAACAACUUUGAAGUGUUUAAUGAUUUUUUUUUAAAUCCACUAGCUUGCCUAUGAUCCUGCUUGAAGCACCAUGGCAGAAAUGUGUGCGAUUAAGCUAGCAAAUUUAUAUAAGGUAUAAUGUCAGAAAGAUAUCGCUCCUUCCUUGUUGUUGAUAAAUGUCAGUACGUAGUCAUGUCGCCGGAAAUUGAGUUAUCAGUGUCCCAAUGUGUAUUGAGCCAGGGUCCUUACUAGUGCCCCAACUCAUAUACAUCAUAUACUGAUUCAUGACCUAGCGAGCUAGGGAGCGGAUUGAGACGCACCCUGAGUUUUAAAUAAUCUGUCCUUUUCCCAGUUUAGUGAAAUGUUUCAAAAUGUUUAUUUGUGGUAAUCACAUAUACAGUACAUUUUCAGUGUAUUCACUCAUGAGUGACAUAACAGAAAAACGUUCACUCUUCUGUCAGCAAGUUUGAAUCCCAGCAACGCCACCGCCAUCCAUGACCAGGAGCCAAGACAGCAAAAUGAGCUGUUCUCACUAUGUGGGUGGGGCAUACUCUCUCUCCCCUGUCAAUCACAGUGACACAAGCCAAUCGCAGGCAUGUCAUGUACAGUAUGAGGAAGAGCACAGAUUGCACUUUCCUCCAAUGUAGCAUGAGGAGCAGUUUGAAAAAUGCAUCUGGUUGGCUUCAUGUGUCAACAAAGGGGGCGGGGUUAGUUCUUUAUAAUCAUGAAGUCAGAUCAACUCUAAUCUUUGGCAAAAUUGGGCUAAAUCUUCAGGUUUUCUCCCAGGACUGAUGUUAACCCGAGACAGACCACCAGCUUUAUCAAGUUAAAAGCUCUUGAUUUAAAAAGAAUCCAUUGUAAACAAUAUUAUAGUUUUUCUAUUAAUAAAUUUACUAUCAUUUUCAUGAGAUUCAGAAUGUUUGCAAUCUGAAAACAAGAACUGGAUUGACAUGAAACAUCCCUGUGUAGUCUUUGAUGUUCAUGUAAUGUUUAUAAUUAAGUGUAUUAUUUUCAUGCUCCUGAGGCACUGAGAGAUUAAAGAGAUUUGUAGUGGAAGGUUUUGAUUUUUUUUUUUUUUUUACUAAAUGAUUUAUUAGGUUAAAUAAUUUGACAUCUUUUUGAAUGACAAAAAAAAAAAUAUUUUCAUGUUUAAAAAAAAUAAAAAAAAUUAGAUCUGGUUCAUUUUAGCCUGAAAGCUCUUAAAUAGUUGAAAAGAUCUAAAUGAGCAGAAAUCUAAUAAUCCAUGUAAGCCCUAAAAUUGAGAUUAUAUGUUUUCAGCAAUAAUUAGAUAAACUCAUAUUUCCCCAUUUUAAUGCUCAGCAUUUUGUGGUUUCUAAUCGUUAUGAAGAUUCUCGCCUGUGUAUCAUUCCUUUAAUCAUUAAAUCAUUCCAGAUCCCUUCCAAGCAGCUGUGUGUACGUUUCAUCCAUUUUCACUGUUAUUCAUUUAUGAACUUAUUCGUUUACCUAAUAAACAUUUUGUAAAAUUAUACUGUAGUUGAAUCUUAUAUAUAUAUAAAUAAUCUUGAGCUCGGGAUCUUACUGUCAGUGUGGAGUGUCCGUGCAUGUUCUCCGGUUUCCUCACACCUUCCAGAAAGAUACCAAAAAAAAAAAAAAAGAUCAGUUGCAUCUAUCUGUGAAUGAGUGUGUGAAUGUGUGUACAUAAAUAAUUAUUGUAACCUUCAUACUUUUAUCCUACACUGGCACCUUGCAUUUUUUUCACUUUAUUUUUCAUUUUCAUUUAAUUUUCCAUUGACAUAUUUUUGUAAUUAUUACUAUUUUGUAUUCCAUGUUGAUUAUUAUUCCUAUUAUCAUUUUUAUUUUGUUUCAUACUAUAUUAUUUUUUUUAUGUUUUUCUUUAAAAAAUCUUUAAUCUUUUUAUUUUUCUUAGGAAUUCUUUAGAAUUCCUUUCUUAUCUGUGUUGAUGCUUUGGCAAUAUUGCAUGUAAACAGUCAUGCCACUGAAGUACUUGAAAUUGUGUGUGUGUGAUGCCCUGUGACGGACUGGCAUCUCAUGCAGGGUGUAUUCCCACCUCACAUCAUGUUCUCAGGAUCUACUGCGAUCCUGAUCAGGAUCAAGUGGUUCAGUGAAUCAGCAGCGCUCUCUCUCUCUCUCUCUCUCUCUCUCUCUCUCUCUCUCUCUCUCUCUCUCUCUCUCUCUCUCUCUGGUGCACACACACACUCACUGUCUUUCUCACACACCUACAAAUUACAUGAAGGACUGAAAAAUGAAAUUUGGUGCUACAGAGAAGCUCUAUGUUGAAAGAUAUGUACAUAAGAGUUUGUGACGUAAUUAAUAAAUUAUUAAUAAAAUAA